AUGUCUAACAACCGUCCAUUUCUUGCCAACUUCCUGGCCGCUUUCCGCGCCCAGUCAACCUACAAAUCCACCCAGCAAGUCGGCAACACAACUUCAACCCUCUCCUCGGCCCAAAUCUCCCAGAGCGCCCGCACCAUCGCAACAAAAGCAGCAAACUCCGCUCAAGGCUCCUCAGCACCAUCAUCCGCUUCCGCCACAGCUCACCACAAUCACAACCACAACCACAACCACCAUAACCACCACACCCACACAUCCUCUUCUUCUUCCUCAGCAACUACAACACCAGCCGGUCCAGUCCAAGGCCCAAGCCCAGCCCCUUCACAUCACUACCACCACGACCAGACAUCCCUCCCCUCUACACCACCGUCAUCAACACCUAUCCCGAUCAACCGUGACACUCCAGACCGCCAGCGUCGCGGGAGUGACUCUUCCAGCGGCUCGGGCGGGUUCCGCGAUGCCAUCGGUCCGGAGAAGUGGUAUAUUGGUGGGAGAACACCGGCUGGCGAAGAGCGCUUUUAUCGCCUCGGGAUGGUUACGAAAGGUGGGGGGGCGGCUUGGCGGGAGUGGGCGGGUGGGGAGUAUUGA
Molecule: messenger RNA, 585 nt
Organism: Penicillium mononematosum
Lineage: Eukaryota; Fungi; Ascomycota; Eurotiomycetes; Eurotiales; Aspergillaceae
Exons: 1
Coding region: 1-585 (194 amino acids)
Source: RefSeq, a predicted model, not a curated record